UUCCCAACCACCUUCCACUACUACUGGUGGCGCCACUACCAUCUCCGCCACUCCCGCCGCCUCGAUUUCAAAUCUUUUUAUUUCAUUUUGUGAAAUCCGGCGCUGAUUUACUUUGUUUUGCUGUUGAUGGUGCAGAAAAUGGUGGCUCUGAAGAAGGCGUACGCGGAGAUAAUUCUGAACACGGCGAAAGAGGCGGCGGCGAGAGUAAUGGCGUCGGAGCGCAACGCUCUUCGGUACCAGCACGAUCUGCAAUUUACGAAAGGCGAAGCGCUUCGCGUGCUUUGCCGCUUAAAGCAAAUGCUCGAUUCCAAGGUUCCCCCCUUUGUGAUGUUUGGUGGUUUAUACUGGCAUCGUCUGGUGUUGCUUGAAGACUAGUGACGCGGAGAUAACAUCUUUGAGCCAACAACGAAAGAUUGAAGAGGUUGAAGCGCAGCUCCAAGAGGCGGAGGAUAUCAUAACUGAUCUGAGAUCAGAAUUAAAACAAGUAUGGAGUGAAUUGGAGAGGCUAAAUAACAACCAAGUGAAGCCUUUGGACGAACAAAUCAUGAGGGAAGAUACAUCAUUUUCUGACAAUCCGACACCUGAGCCCAUCAUACUAUCUCCUUCAGGUUCAGGACAUGAAACUGUUCCAACUUCAGGCCCAAUGAACAUCGAAGUAAAUAGAGGUAUUGAGCAUAAGUUCUUUAAUGAAAUGAAACAAAGUGAGCAGUUAAGUGUUCCUGAAUUGGAUAAAUUUUAUGCCCCUGACUCUGACCUUGCCUCAAUAAUCAUGAGCCGUAAGGAGCCAGAGCUGCUCAGAAAUGGGUGUACACAGAGAAUCCGUGCAUUUGAAAGAAGCUUAAUUGAUGAGAAAGUGCUGCCUUCUGGAUACGUAGACAAUCACAAUUCCCCCGGGAAGAAUGAGUUGGUCAUCAAAGAAAUUGACGAGGAAGAAAGGUGUAAUUUGCCCUCUUUUAGCGACAACAGCAUGGAAGUAGUUAAUGGGUUAUCUGUGGGAAAAACCAAAAGUCAUGCUAAAGUACACACAUUACGCAGAAGAAAGACUCGAUUUGGGAAAUCCAAAACUUCACGCCGAUGUCGUCCUAGUGAGCUCGUGAAAUCUCACCAACCAAAUUUUGUUCAAUCUCAUUGCAGAAUAUAUUCUCUGAAUGGAAAUGAUGGAUCCCCUAAAGAAGCUUGCAUCCUGCCCUCUAUCAAGACCGAGAAUGUAGCCAUGACAAGAAGUUCCAGUGAGUUGGAAGAAAGUUUGCAGCAUAGUAGCUGCUAUUUCAUGGACAUAGUUAAGAAUAUUCCGAAGGGAAAAAGAAAAAGGAAAAUGAAAAGUAAGGAUGGCAUUACAACCUCACUCACGAGUACUGAUCAGCCGUCUUCUGUUCUUUCCCGCUGCAGGACUUUUGCAUAUUUACAUCAUGGUGGUUUGAAAUCUUGGGAAGAUAAACCAAACACAACUGAAAAUGAGGCUAAGAUGAAGCCAUUGCCUCGUCUGGAUCCUGGGUUGACAUUAAUUGGAAGUCAUGUGGAUCCUAUAUCAGGGUCAGCUAGUGUCAAUGUGAGCAUGAAGGGGAUCAAUAGAUCUGGAGCUGUCCAAGAUGCAGCAGACAAGGACAUGGAGUUGAUAGAUGUGCCUGUGUUGAUGACGGAAAGUGAUGCUAUGGAGAAUUCAGAGGCUCCGAGUUCUGCACUCAACCUUGGUUCUGCUGAUGUAUCACUAAUGAACUCUGAGUUAAAAACUGUCAAAGUAUCAUUGAUGAAUUCUGAAUUAAUACAUGUGAAUGCAUCAUUGAUGAAAUCUGAAUUAAAAGAUACAAGUGCAUCAUUGAUGAGUACUGAAUUAAAAGACGCGAGAGCAUCAGAACAAUCAAAUGGUUCUCCUAGUCUUGUGGACAACAGCAGACUUCUCAAGUACACUUUCCAGAGGAAGCGCAAGAAUUCCUCAAGAAACCCUGGUGAAACUGCUGCCUUUGAAGAGAACACUGCUAAGAGGAGGACGGAAGAGAAAGAAUGUGUUGCACAACAGCCACAAACGACAAAUGAAUUAUCUAGGGACAGCCGGCGACUAGCUCAGGUUGCUCGACAGCUCAUAUCGUUGUCUGGGAAGAGAUGGGAUUAACAACCCCCGAUCAGAGGUAGUUUUCGAAAGAGAGAUGGCAAGAGAGAGAUUUAUAAAUCUGCAGUAAUAUCCGUUCAUUUCUGUUAGUUUUCUAAUUUGCAUUUGAAUGCUAUUUUACAAAUCCAAUACCGGUGCCAAAGCUAACAGGUGACAAAUUCAAUUCCUGUCAAAACUUCCCCUAAGAUGUCUUAUUUAGGUCAGUUUGGCAAAAGGCAGGUGUGUCCGCCUGCUUGCACCCAAAUCAAUCCCUCGUAGAUUAGACUAGUUUAGAUUUAGAAUAUCACAUUUCAAGCCAAAAGAAUAAUAACCAGUUCAUAGCUGUCUAGUUUCUGAAAA
This is a messenger RNA of Malus domestica (apple), 2446 nucleotides long. RefSeq lists its product as uncharacterized. The record is from RefSeq and is a predicted model, not a curated record. NCBI's taxonomy places the organism in Eukaryota, Viridiplantae, Streptophyta, Magnoliopsida, Rosales, Rosaceae.